AUGCUGGCCCUUCGGCUGCUCAACGUGGUGGCUCCCGCCUACUUCCUGUGCAUCUCCCUGGUGACCUUGGCCCUGCAGCUCUUCCUCUUCCUGCCCAGCAUGCGCGAAGACCCCGCGGCCACCCCGCUCUUCUCGCCGGCCCUGCUCCAUGGGGCGCUCUUCCUCUUCCUCUCCACCAACGCGCUGGGCAAUUAUGUCCUGGUCAUCCAGAACUCCCCGGAUGAUCUGGGAGCCUGCCAGGGCACGCCGGCCAGGAGGACCCCGUGCCCCCCGCCCAGCACCCACUUCUGUCGGGUCUGUGCCCGAGUCACUCUGAGGCACGACCACCAUUGCUUCUUCACGGGCAACUGCAUCGGCAGCCGCAACAUGCGCAACUUCGUCCUCUUCUGCCUUUACACCUCCCUCGCCUGCCUCUACUCCAUGGUGGCGGGCGUGGCCUACAUCUCCGCUGUCCUGUCCGUCUCCUUCGCCCACCCCCUGGCCUUCCUCACACUCCUGCCCACGUCCAUCAGCCAGUUCUUCGCGGGAGCUGUCCUCGGUUCGGAAAUGUUCGUCAUCCUCAUGCUCUACCUCUGGUUUGCCAUCGGCCUGGCCUGUGCUGGCUUCUGCUGCCACCAGCUGCUGCUGAUCCUCCGCGGGCAGACCCGCCACCAGCUGCGGAAGGGGGUGGCAGUGAGGGCGCGGCCCUGGCGCAAGAACUUACAGGAGGUCUUUGGGAAACGGUGGCUGCUAGGCCUCCUGGUUCCCAUGUUCAAUGUUGGCAGUGAGAGCACUAAGCAACGGGACAAAUAG
Ochotona curzoniae (black-lipped pika) is the source of this 792-nucleotide messenger RNA. It is a transcript of the gene ZDHHC22, whose product is annotated as zinc finger DHHC-type palmitoyltransferase 22. Gene Ontology annotation, cellular component: Golgi apparatus. Gene Ontology annotation, biological process: protein palmitoylation. The transcript has 2 exons. Gene Ontology annotation, molecular function: palmitoyltransferase activity. The record is from RefSeq and is a predicted model, not a curated record. Bases 1 to 792 code for a protein of 263 amino acids. NCBI's taxonomy places the organism in Eukaryota, Metazoa, Chordata, Mammalia, Lagomorpha, Ochotonidae.